CAGCUUAUGUGGCCAUCACCUGCACGGCACCGCGGGGACCUCUUCAACACCGACCUAGUUGUGUACGUGUGCCGGAUUUCUGUGAAGAAGCUGUCUCGGGUGUCCGCCCGGUCAUAGCCGCGAGCUGCAAAAUGCCUUCUCUCAUGCUCUGGUAGCUCCUGAUGCCUGCUAUUACCAGCGACAAGGCACAAUGGAAGAUUCCGACAGUCAAGCGUCAGUUUCCGAAACAGAAGUGUCUCCCACAGCAGUAAAUACCGGGCCACCAGGGCCGAACUUCGAGCUCGUCAUCAUCUCCUACGGCCAUGCCAAGGGCCCGCUCACUCUCCCAGCAGAGAGUGGCAGUGUCGAGCGGCUCACCUUUUCCGUAAGAGACAUCAAAAACCCGCCUGCCAGGCUUCGCAGGACGCAUACGGGCCUAUCCUCUCAUCUGCGCAAGGAAGUCAUGGCCAACCAGGCCGCCGACGCAAGAUUGAAUUUCAUUGUCGAGGCUGUGCGGACGAAGAUGGGUGAGAUGAAGCUCGCCCACGAGAGAGGCAGCACAAGCACGGAGACACCUUUACCCUCGAGAGGGCAGUCAACGCUCGUUGUCGGUAUCAUGUGCGAACGAGGGAAACAUCGCAGUGUCGCCUUUGCGGAGGAGCUUUCUCGGAAAAUCCAAGCAGAUAACUCUUGGGUGGUCUCGGUUCAGCAUCGUGAGCUGGGACUGUUGCCAGAUGGCAAAGGCGCUGUUAUCGGGGAUGAGAACAUCCUGACGGGAGGUGGACAAGCCGGAGACAAGCCCAAGACACAACGUCAUAUGCCCAGGAAGAAAGGUAGGUCGUCAGACAGAAGGUUUGCGCAAGAAGCUGUCCCUGAUGUCGAGGAGGACACUUGAAAGCCCCUCGCAUGGAGAGGAACAAGAGCUAUCAUUCUACCGGCGCUGAAUGGGCCACUUCCGAUGGUUGUUUAUAGAAAUCUGUCCAUGCUUUGUAAUAUCGCAACCUUUGCCCUCCCGGCUACGUAUCUCUAUUACCUGCACAAGAAGGAGGC
This is a messenger RNA of Cladophialophora immunda, 1029 nucleotides long. RefSeq lists its product as uncharacterized. Gene Ontology annotation, molecular function: ATP binding. The record is from RefSeq and is a predicted model, not a curated record. NCBI's taxonomy places the organism in Eukaryota, Fungi, Ascomycota, Eurotiomycetes, Chaetothyriales, Herpotrichiellaceae. The transcript has a single exon. The coding region runs from base 191 to 874 and encodes 227 amino acids.